AUGAGUUAUAACUUCAAUUGUGCUAAUUGUCAACAACAGAUUUGGGGCUCGACUAUUGUCAAUGCCAGGGGUGACAAGUUCCAUCCAAACUGCUUCACUUGUUCAAAUUGCAAUGGACAGUUGGUCAAUGGAUAUAUUGAGGACAAGCAACAACCUGGCAACUACCUCUGUGUACCAUGUCAAGUGUUGGUCAAUGAUCAAAACAAGAGAGUUCGUCAAGAGAAUGGAUUCUGCAGUAAAUGCUACAAUAGAUUCAAUGGAACUGAGGAUGUAAUUGCCAUUGACAAGGAGAGAUAUCAUACUAAUUGCUUCAAGUGUUCAUCAUGUAAACGUGCAAUUGUUGGAGAUAUUUACAGCAGGGAGGUGAUAUCAUCAACAUUGUCCAGCUUUUGUUGCAUCGAUUGUCUUGAAACUGGACGUGUUGAUCGAUGUGGAGAAUGCAGACAAGGUAUCCUUGGUGCUUCAAGUGUAUACGCAGCUGGUCAAUCAUAUCACACAAAGUGUUUCAACUGUACCAAGUGCAGGAACAACAUUGGACUGAAGGAGUAUACAACAGAGAAUAAGAGUCCAUUAUGUACAACAUGUAAUCCACUACUCACUGUCUAA
Molecule: messenger RNA, 606 nt
Organism: Acytostelium subglobosum LB1
Lineage: Eukaryota; Evosea; Eumycetozoa; Acytosteliales; Acytosteliaceae
Exons: 3
Coding region: 1-606 (201 amino acids)
Cellular component (GO): nucleus; Z disc
Molecular function (GO): transcription coregulator activity
Source: RefSeq, a predicted model, not a curated record